UUUCAUGCGGCAAUCCUUCCUACUACGCGUCAGUCUUAUUCUAUCUCCCGCUCUAAAUUCCGAAGUUAUAAAUCCUUCAGAAUUGAGAAUUAACCCAAUAUAGAAACAAGCAUUAGCUUAAGUGAUCGGAGAUCUUCGAGUUGUUUACUGGGCACAUGACGUAAACUUGGACACUUCCUCCAACAAUCCAGGUUCCUCGCCCAACCUCCUCUAUUACAGCCUGUCCGGGAGUUCCCUUUUCCUCAGGCUCAGCGGCGCUCCUCCCGGUCGUUCCAGCUCCUCCCGGUCCGCGCUCUGGUACCCCGGCUCCACUCCCUCUCUCACCCAGGUUGCCGCUCCAGCCCCGGAAGACAGAGCACCUCGGGUCCCGCACCCUAGCCCCCUCCUCUCGGGUCUCUCCUGCCCCUCCUCCCGGCCCGCGGCCGGCUAGCGCGGCGCAGGCGCAGCAACACGGCCGGCAGGCCCAGGGCGACCAAAGCAACCUCGGCCUCGGCUUAGCCCGGCAGUAUCCGCGCGGGGCUGGUCGGCGGCAACCCGGACCGUGCGGGGCGGUGGCCCCGCGGGCCGCGCGUCGAGAUGGGCUCGGGCUGGAGCAGCGAGGAGGAACGGCAGCCGCUGCUAGGGCCGGGGCUCGGGCCUGCGCCGGGGGCUGCUUGGAGAAGCCGGGAGGCGGCGGCGGCACUGCCAGCGGCAGCCCCAAGUCCCGGGCGCGUGUACGGGCGCCGCUGGUUGGUGCUCCUGCUCUUUUCGCUGCUGGGGUUCGCGCAGGGCCUGGUCUGGAACACAUGGGGCCCCAUCCAGAACUCGGCGCGCCAGGCCUACGGCUUCUCCAGCUGGGACAUCGCGCUCCUCGUGCUGUGGGGGCCCAUAGGCUUCCUGCCCUGCUUCGCGUUCAUGUGGCUUCUGGACAAGAGAGGUCUUCGGAUAACUGUGCUUCUGACAUCCUUCCUUAUGGUUUUGGGAACUGGUCUAAGGUGCAUACCUGUAUCAGACUUAAUGCUUAAAAGAAGACUAAUCCAUGGAGGACAGCUGUUAAAUGGAUUGGCAGGUCCAACUGUAAUGAACGCAGCUCCAUUCCUGUCCACAACGUGGUUCUCUGCAGACGAGCGGGCCACUGCCACAGCUAUCGCGUCGAUGCUCAGCUACCUCGGGGGAGCUUGUGCAUUUUUAGUUGGACCGCUUGUCGUUCCAGCUCCCAAUGGGACAGCACCUCUUCUUGCUUCUGAGAAUAGCAGGGCCCACAUUAAAGAUCUCAUAGAGACUGUAUUAUAUGCAGAAUUUGGAGGUGUCUGCUUACUAUUUUCUGCAACUCUAGCUUACUUCCCACCUCGGCCACCUCUUCCUCCCAGUGUUGCUGCAGCUAGCCAGAGGCUGAGUUAUCGACGGAGCUUUUGUAGGUUAUUAAGCAAUUUGAGAUUUUUGAUGAUUGCUUUAGCAUAUGCCAUACCACUUGGUGUAUUUGCUGGCUGGUCUGGAGUUCUGGACUUAAUUUUAACACCAGUGCAUGUCAGCCAAGUAGAUGCUGGCUGGAUUGGAUUUUGGUCUAUAGUUGGAGGCUGUGUUGUUGGAAUAGCUAUGGCAAGGUUUGCAGAUUUUAUCAGGGGCAUGCUGAAACUAAUUCUGCUCCUCCUGUUUUCUGGGGCUACACUCUCAUCCACGUGGUUUACCCUGACCUGUUUGAACAGCAUCACACACCUGCCUUUAACCACAGUGACAUUGUACGCCUCCUGUAUUCUCCUGGGAGUGUUCCUGAAUAGCAGUAUACCUAUAUUUUUUGAGCUUUUUGUGGAAACUGUCUACCCAGUUCCAGAAGGAAUUACUUGUGGAGUUGUCACUUUUUUAAGUAAUAUGUUCAUGGGAGUACUUUUGUUUUUUCUCACAUUUUAUCACACAGAGCUGUCUUGGUUCAACUGGUGCCUUCCCGGGUCGUGCUUGCUCAGUCUCCUUCUCAUUCUGUGCUUCAGGGAAUCCUAUGACAGACUGUAUCUUGAUGUGGUUGUCUCAGUUUAAUAGCACAGACUCAAAGGAGUUUAGAAGGAGACUGGAAAUCAACACUGCCUACUGCACAUUUGCUUGGAAUUGCACAGAAAAAAACAAAAGGAGAAGAGAGAAACUUCAUUCAGAGGUUUUGUUAGGUUACAGGCGAUCACAUUAAUUUAAUUACUACUAGGUCAUAAUAAUGUGGAACUUGAGUGAUAAUAGUGGAUUUAAAACUGUAUCAGUGACAUAACCUGUGCCAGAGUCAGGUUAGAAGUGUGGUCUUACCCAGAAAGCACUACCUAAGUAAUUCCCUCUAUGUUUUGUGCCAGUGCUAAGCUACUGAUUGGUUCAUUGUAAUUAUGAGAAGGAAUAAAGGGUGCCUAUCACAUGAAGAUAGCUCCUUCCCUAAGCCACAUAUCAGAAGAGGAAGAAAUGCCACUAACCUCUAAAGAAGUUUAAAUCCUAUAUCAGACUUUAAUUGUAAAAUAGCCAACAGGUGUAUCAAUGGUAGAAACUAGCCACAUGUACACUACAUUUUUUUUCUAAUAAAGCAAUUUCUUAUAUGACUCCUGAUUUGUAAUUAGAUUGGAAAGCUUCGGCCACCUUAAUUAUGGUGGCCAACUGCUUUCUAGUGACUUCAGAGCGCAUACUUUGUGUCUCGAUCUUAACUUAUCCUUGUUUCUGUGAAAUACAGUUUGAUCUACUAGGCUCUUAAAUGUUUAUAUUGAAGGUGACUAAAUGUUUAAUAUAGUUGCAUUAAAUGCUGUAUGAAAAAAUGUAAUUCCGUUCUGAUUUAGCACUUUGUGAAAAAUGAAAUGACAAAUCCCACAUUACAUCCUGUGUCUUUGGACAGAUAUGUGUGUGGUGGCAUGGGAUGGGAAAUCCAGCACCAGCUGUUAUUUACCAGGGUUGCAUUUUAUUAAAUAACCCUUAUUUGAAAAUAACAAUUUAUAGCCUUGAAACUUUCAAAUCUGUGGAGUGAUUUCUGAAUUCCUUCCUUGUAUCUCCAUUCAGGGUAUAAAAUAUUCAGUUCUAUAUGGAGUCAGUAUAUUGGAGGGGGCAGUAUUUUGCCAUUUCCUGCCUUCUUUCUGUAAAUGACAGCUUUUUCAAAAAUAACACCCAUUGGACAGCUCUUAGACAUGUAUUUCACUAUGACAUAAAGUAAUAUGCUCUGGUGGGGUUAUGGUAUUACCACUCUCCAGAUUUACAUAAUUCUCCUCAUGCAAGAAAAUCAAAUACUCUCUCAAAAAGUCCAAAAUAAUAUUUUACCUUCAUUGUUUUCAGCUUCCUCCAAUUCCUUCUUUUUAGUCACUUAAAAUCGUAUCUUCAUUGUCAGCUAUAUAUGUAUAUAUAUUUAUUAUUUUUUGAGGAUGUGAGUACAGUUUUUGUCAGCUAAGUAUCUAUUUUAUUUGUCUUUUCCUGGACAGGCAGAGUGUAAGCCAGCUCCUUCCAUUAGCCAGGGUGCUGAAGUUAGGUUAAGGGGACCUGGUCAGCAUUUGAUCGACUCACCUGCACACGUGCACACACACCGUCACACAUAGUCCCAUAUACUCCCUCCAUUCCCCCUUGGUAAGUUGAAGCCUAUGCAUUAACUCACCUCCGUCCUAGAGGAAGAGACUGUUACCGCCAGCCUUCUAAGAGCCUAAAUUGUGCAACCUGGAAAGUAAGGAAAUCCUCAAAUUUAAUAUCUGUCUUCAGUCAGCUUUAGACCAUCCCCCUUUAUAACCUCCCUGCUAAUAAGUCAGCAGCCAGAACUAAAGGAACUUGCUAAA
This is a messenger RNA of Capra hircus (goat), 3752 nucleotides long. RefSeq names its product disrupted in renal carcinoma 2 (gene SLC49A4). Lineage: Eukaryota; Metazoa; Chordata; Mammalia; Artiodactyla; Bovidae. Gene Ontology annotation, cellular component: intracellular membrane-bounded organelle; membrane. The coding region runs from base 577 to 2010 and encodes 477 amino acids. The transcript has 9 exons. The record is from RefSeq and is a predicted model, not a curated record.